Molecule: messenger RNA, 1779 nt
Organism: Fonsecaea nubica
Lineage: Eukaryota; Fungi; Ascomycota; Eurotiomycetes; Chaetothyriales; Herpotrichiellaceae
Exons: 5
Coding region: 1-1779 (592 amino acids)
Biological process (GO): fungal-type cell wall organization; carbohydrate metabolic process
Cellular component (GO): fungal-type cell wall
Molecular function (GO): glycosyltransferase activity; hydrolase activity, hydrolyzing O-glycosyl compounds
Source: RefSeq, a predicted model, not a curated record
AUGUAUUCCACACUGGCGGGCUCAGUACUCACUGCGUUGACCCUUUGCUCGCUCAUACCACGCACAGAAGCACAGACGUACUCGUCAUGUAAUCCUCUUCUACAAAGUGGAUGUCCUGCAGACCCUGCUCUCGGCAGGACUGUCGACGUUGAUUUCACAGCAGGCUCCUCGAGCGAAUUCGGCGCCUCAGGAGCAGUAAGCUACACUUCCGACGGCGCAGCAUUCACGAUCUCCCAGCACGGCGACGCUCCAACCCUCUCUUCGAAUUGGUACAUAAUGUUCGGUCACGUCGACUAUGUGGUGAAAGCAGCUCCAGGAACGGGAAUAGUGAGCGCCGCUAUUCUGCAGUCUGAUUGCCUUGACGAGAUCGACUGGGAAUGGAUAGGUGGGGAUAAUACACAAGCCCAGAGCAAUUACUUUGGGAAGGGCAUCACAACAACUGGCUACAACCGAGGAGCAUUUCAUGGAGCACCCAACAACCAUGACGAGUUCCACACCUACAGCAUCGACUGGACUGCCGACCAGAUUGUUUGGUCGAUCGAUGGCACCACAGUUCGAGUUAUGACCCAAGACCAAGCAGAAGCCGGCCAGUAUCCCCAGACUCCAAUGUACGUCAAGUUAGGUACUUGGGCUGGUGGUGAUUCAUCCAACCCUGAAGGCACGAUUCAAUGGGCCGGAGGCGUUACCGACUACUCUGCGGGGCCCUUCACCAUGUAUGUGAGGUCUGUCCAUGUCACGGACUACUCGACAGGGUCACAAUACACCUACAGCGGUACCAGCGGUACCUGGCAAUCCAUCAGUUCGACUGGCGGCCAAAUCAACAGUGAAGGUGACGGUACUCCGGCUGCGACUGGAACAGCACCUGCAGUCACCUCCUCCGUGCCCAAUGAUGCACCGCUUGCUUUUGGCAACAGCGGCGACACCUCUUCGGUGUAUGCUACGCGAACAGGCUGGCCGUGGUCUGGAACGGCCACAGCCACAGCAGUGUCUGUGUCGACAUCUCCCUCCCUAUAUUCGUCUCCAUCGGUAGUAUCAUCUUCGGCCUCGGCCUCGGCUUCGCUUGAGGUUGUGACUUCUUAUGACGGACAAGGCUUUCCUACCAUCAUUACCAUCAACCCUGCGGCGCCAACAAUACCAACAAGUUACGACAGUCAGGGCUUUCCAAUUACCAGCACCAGCCUCAUUUCUGAGCCAACCUCUCAGCCUGCGACGGUACAAGGAUCGUCAAUCACAACCGCAUCAGGCUCCGCAUUGGUGAGCUCAGUAUCUUCGAAUUCGGCCUCAGCACCAUCCGAAGGCCCGAGCUCCGCAGCUUCAGCUCCACAGAGCUCCAGCGCUACAGCAUCGGAAGCCUCUGAGACCACAAACACGUCGUUCAUGACAAUUUCUACCUCAACACCCCUCGGUUUCAUCCCCACUUCGGGUUCGAGCUCAGUGUCCACCCCCGUCUCUGCCACGGCGUCCACAACCGUUAUUUCCGGCGAAACGGGGCUCGGGUUCGUCUACAACGUCACUUUCUUCGUCACUUCGGUCGUCCUCGCUCUCAAGCAGCGAGACCAGGAGCAGCAGGACCAGUACGGUCAGCUCACACCAAAGUACAUCCACGACAGCAUCAAGUCAAGUGUUGAGUGGAACAGCAACGAUUUCAGCAUCCGCUACAACAUCAGGCACGCCGCCUGCAGUGAAUCUUGCAGGAACCCGACAUUGCGCGAUCCACGGAAACUCUACUUCCUGACUGGGCUGUUUAUUGUCAUGCGCUUGAUUGCUCUUUUGAUCUAG